CCGGGAAACAACCCCCGGAAGUUUAAAGCCCUUCAUUAUUAAAGAAAAUGGCGAGGUUUUGUCUGGAGUUGUGAUGACUGAUGACCAUAUUUGAACAAAAUGUCUGAUAUAAAACCUGGUCGAAUUCACAAGAAAGACAGAGACAGUAUAAGUGGCUCACCAAAUACGGCUGCUUUGAGAAAGAUUAUAACCACAGACGUAGAUGUUCUGCAAUUUAAGACUUUUCCGGAACUUAUUAAAGGUAUUCAGCCAAUUCAAUACGAAAAGGAAUUGGCUGCCAAAAAAUUGCUAAUAAAUGGUGACCCACAUCAAAACCUACUGAAAAUACCCGAAGAUAAUUUGGUAGUGAAUAUUCCUCUUGACAUUCGAACAGAAUAUAGCAGUGUUCCAAGAACUGCCAAAUCUGAAGCACAGCGUUUAUUUGUGAAAGAGUGCAUAAAGACGUACACAUCAAACUGGCAGACAAUUGAAAAUAAAUAUUCCCAAUAUAGUGGCAGCUACAACCAGUUAUACAAAGAUGUUGAUCUUACUGUACUUUUGGAGCAGAAGUUUGAAAUUGAUCUGGAUUCAGAAGAAGGCACAAAUGUCACCGAAUUGUACAUGUCUCCUCGUAAGGAGGUUGGCUUGGCAAAACAUGGCUACCUAAACAAAGCUCCCUUUCAUAGCGAAAGUGAUGGUCUCUUUAGUGGCAAGACAUUCAAAAGGCGAUGGUUCUCUUUAAAAGAAAUUUCUAAUGAUGGUUCAUAUGUCCUGGAGUAUAGGAAGGAUGACAACCCGAACUCCACUGCGAAAGGAUCUAUAUACCUUGAUGCAUGCACGGAAAUCACGAGGGGCGUCCGGGGUAAGAUGCAUGGUUUUGAGAUACGUAUUCAGGACAAAAUAUACAGCCUUGUUGCGGACACACAAUCUGAAAUGGAGUCAUGGCUAAGCGUACUCUGUAAAGUUACUGGUAUAGAUAUGGCCACAGGAAAAUCAAAAUCAGCUUCUUCUGGGGGAUGGUUUAGUGGAAAGAAUAAAGUAUUAAAAAACACGAAUUUUCGUGAAAGUUUGAAACAAAGUAAACAUCCAGAGUUGAUGGAGUUUGCCCGGGAAACUGAUCAGGUGAACGCCAAACGCCGUCAGGAGGGGAGAAAUAAGAUAUUUUCGUUAAGUUCGUUAUCUCCUAAUGUGAAUGAAACUACGGAAGAAACUAAGCAGAUUAGAUUACCUUACGAGAGAUUUGGUAAAAGAUUUCUAGUGCAUUGUGGUGAUCUGAAAUUUCGAUUAUCGCGCAGUUUUGAUAGUUCUUCUUCAGUGAAUAUUGAACCAUUCUUCAUAACCUUGGCUUUAUUUGAUGUGAAAGAAAAUAAGAAAAUCUCUGAGGAUUUUCAUUGUGACGUUAAUGACACAAUUGUUUCACAGAUGUUGCCUUCUCCUGAGAAUGUAUCUAAUGGUAGUAAUGGCGUGAAUGAACAUCAUUUUUCUUUUCCUAAGAAAGCAAUAUUUUCGGUAACAUACCCACACCCUGACGUAUAUCUUGUGUUGAGAAUUGAGAAAGUUCUUCAAGGUGGAAUAACCAGUUGUACAGAACCAUAUAUGAAAUCAGGUGAUGCUUUGAAGAAAGGGGCGACGAAAGCUUACCGUAGUGCGGAAAUAGCAUGCCAGACAUUAUCGAAAUAUAGGAUGCCGUUUGCACUUGCAACAAGACCAUUAUUCAAAAACAAUCAAGGUGACUUGGAUGAAGAAAAAGAAUGGUCACCAGUUUAUAAACAGGAUAGUGGCAAACUAAGUGACGAUGAAUUACUGAAAUUAUUAGAAGAUAUGGCUGGGAAAGAGAAAUUUAAGCAACAAAUUAUUCCAGCAACGAUCAAAAUUGAUGUGACGUCUUUGCCUAAAGAACUUCAAAAUUCUAUGACGUCAUCAUUAUUACCAGUGCGACCAUUCAAUGAUAAGAUAAAAAUUGAACCAACACUGGAAGUCCAGGAGUUUGUUCCCGUCAUUCCAGACGCCGUUCAUCCGCAUAUGGUCUACACUAACAACUUCUACGUCUAUCCACUGAUGUUGAAUUUUAAUAAUCAGAAAGUUUAUUCCAAGGCAAGGAAUAUCGCUGUCACAGUGGAGUUCAAGGAAUAUGACAGUCUUGGUUCUUCGCCAUUAAAGUGUAUUUACAACCGGAGUGGAUGUGUAGUUCCGUCUUUCACGAAAGCUGCAAACACUACGGUUCUUCAUCAUUGCACGAAUCCAACAUUUUAUGACGAGAUCAAGAUUUGUUUACCAGUUCAUGUUCACGAGAAACAUCAUCUGUUCUUCAAAUUUCAUCACGUAAGUUGUGAACAGAAGAAGGCAGCAAGUGGAUCAAAUGCGUCUGUAAGGGGAAAGGCUGCUGUGGAGUCUGAAGUUGGAUACGCCUGGUUGCCUCUUCUUAAAGAUGGCAGGGUUGCACAUUCAGAAUUAAGCAUUCCUGUGGCAACUUUAGCUCCUGAUGGAUAUUUGAAUUCCCGUGUUGGCGGAUUAGGAAAGAAUAUUGGGCCGGAUGUAAAAUGGCUGGAUGGUGGUAAGCCACUUCUGAAAAUCUCGACUAAAGUUGUCUCCACUGUUCAUACACAGGAUGUGCAGAUAGACAGCUUGUUUCGUCAUUUACAAGAAUCGGAUGGAACACCGGCCAGUGAACGAGAAACCUCGAACCUGUUAAAGCUUCUCUUUGCUGCUGAUAACAGUUUAAUUAUUGAAUAUCUUCCAACGAUAUUAAAUCAACUUUUCCAUGUCCUGAUUGUUACAAAACUUAGUGAAGUGACCAAGAACACUGUCAGAGUUUUAGUGAGAUUUGUAUCGCAGCUUCAUGAUGUGAACCGUAGUGAUGUCCUGCAUUCCUAUGUCAAGUAUUCGUUUGUAACUGACCAGUUAUCUGGUUUUGACAAAACUGUUUACGAGGAACUAACCAAAGGGCUGUUGGAAUUUUUGAAACCCGGAGCAGAUUCAACGAUAACUUCAAGUUUUUUAAAACAUGCCUGGUGGUUUUUUGAAGUAAUACUGAAAAGCAUGGGAAGCGAACUAAUUCAAAAUGGAAAACUGCAGAGUAACCGUGAAACCAGAUACAGCAAGUUAUUUUAUGAGAGUCUGGAACAUCUACUACAACUUUUCGUACCACAAAUCUUACGACGGUUGAAGGAUGAAGCAAAUGUUGCCAAGGAAGCAAACAUACACAUGGCAUAUUUUGUAAAGGGUUGUUUUACUUACAUAGACCGUGGGUUUGUUUUCCAAAUGAUAUCAUACUACAAUGAACAAUUUAAAGACGCCGACACUCAGAUGAUGGAAUUUAGGUUUGAUUUUCUGAAAAUAAUAUGCCAACAUGAGCAUUAUAUUCCGCUUAAUUUACCAUUGGAUUGUCGUGCACUUGGUGAUCUGUACGACUUUGAGCUCACAGAUAGCUACUGUAAAAAUCACUUUUUAUGUGGAAUGCUUCUUCGUCAGGUCAGUCAAGCUCUCGUAGGAGGAAGGCAUAUUCGUAAAAUGUCUAUUCGAAUACUUCGGGAUUUAUUAAUCAAACAUGAAUUGGAUGAUCGAUAUUCUGAAAAGGAGAGACAAUCUCGUAUAGCGGCACUCUAUCUUCCAUUUCUUACCAUCACACUGGAACACGCUGGUAGGUUCCCUGGCAGUCAUCAUUCUGAGAAAACCUGGUCAUCGUCACAAACGAUGCUUGCAUCGAAUGAUCAAAAUACAGACGGUACCUCAGGGUCUGAUUCAUAUCCUCCAAGUAUCUCCUCACGAACCACAACGAUUGCCUCGUUGUCUGAAGCUGCCAGCAGAAUCAAUGCUCAGGUUCCGUUUGAUGACGAGGAAACAAAAGAUUUGGUCCUCUGUGUGUUGUAUAUUGUAAAGAAUUUGGAACAAACUAUUGUUCUGGAUUGGUUCAAGCAGAUCUCGAGCUCAAAUUCAAAAUUAAAUUCCUGGAACACCCCAUUCAGUACUAUACGACCUCAACAGGACAAGUUGUUAUCAAAAUUUUCGUCUGUUAUUGACUUCUUUGAUUUGCUCCAACUUAGUGUGAAACAUCUUCAAUAUCGAGGGAAGGCCAGUUCUCCAAAGCAAGCCACCAAAUCGUAUUUGGAGCAAAAAUAUCAGGAUAAUAUUCGUCCAACUCGUGCCUCGUUGAAAAGCCAAAAUCAAGCUGUGUCAUAUGUUGAUUCUCAAAUUCGAGUUCUAAUGGAAGGAAAUUUUGCAAACGAGCUUGGCCUUGUUGUUCUGGAUUUGGUCGAGCUAUUUUCCUCUCACUUUCGGUUUCACAUGGAAAAAGACGAGGGAAACAAUGUCUUGAUGAGUAAGGUUUUUGGUGUUCUUUUGACAUUCCUGCAAGUGGGUCAAUCUGACAUAAUGCUAAAACAUGUGUUUGCUAGUCUGAGAUCAUUUAUCCACAAGUUUCCAACGGCUCUAUUUAAAGGAGCGGGAGAUCACUGUGGUCGUCUUAUAUACGAGGUUCUACGAUGUUGCAGUUGUAAGCUAGAAAUGGUUCGGCAUCAGGCUCACUCACUGCUGUAUUUAUUAAUGAGAAGUAAUUAUGAAUAUAGUGGUGGGGCUGGUUGCAUUCGAGUACAUCUGCAGGUUUUAGUCGCUGUCUCAAAGUUGAUUGCUUUGGGCCAAGAUAGUUCUUCAAUGAGCAGAUCAUUAAUUGCUUUGAGGAAUUAUGUGAAUGGCGAUAAAGCAUUAGAGUUCACGUCACUUAAUAUUGAAGUAAAAGAUCUCAUCAAGAAAGUUCACACCGUGCUUCAGGCUACAUCUCGAAUGAAGGAAUAUGGCGACAAUGUGGAAAUGUUAGUGGAUCUGCAAUACAGUUUAGCCAAGUCAUAUUCGAGCACACCAGAGCUUCGCAAAACCUGGCUGGAAAAUAUGGCUGCAAUACAUGAACAACAUAACAAUUAUUCAGAGGCUGCCCAUUGUCACAUUCAUGCCGCUGCUUUGGUUGCAGAAUAUUUAAAACGAAAAGGAUCGUAUCCUGAAGGAUGUGAAGCAUUUCGUAAUGUCUCACCAAACAUUGUACCAGACGAAAGUGUGAUGAAAAAUGAUGAAGGAUUGGUGAAUGAACAAAGAUAUGCCACUAACAAUCUUGUUGAACUGUUAGAGAGAAGUGCAGAUCUUCUUGCCCAGGCGGAACGUUAUGAAGUCACUGGUGAAAUAUAUAAACUGGUUAUCCCUGUUUAUGAACAGGACAGAAAUUUUAACGCAUUGUCAAUUGCUUACAACAACUUGUCUCAAGCAUAUUCUAAAGUUGUGGCGGCAAUGGCGUCUCGUAAAAGAUUGCUUGGAUCUUACUUUCGAGUGGCGUUCUUCGGAGAGGAGUUUGGUUUGGACAAUCGAAAGCAGUUUAUCUACAAAGAACCGAAAGUGACAAGUUUAAGUGAAAUUUCAUCAAGAUUGGAGAAACUUUAUAGCGCCAAGCUUGGAAGUGGUAAAGUAAAACUUAUCCUGGAAUCUGCUAAGGUCAACGUUGAGAAGUUAGAAAGUGGGGUUAAUUAUAUUCAGAUAACAUUCGUGGUGCAGUAUUUUGAAGAUGAUGAGUUAAACGAGCGACCAACUGUGUUUGAGAGAAAUAACAACAUUCGACGAUUUUCAUUUGAAACCCCGUUCACUAAAACUGGCAAAAGUCAUGGAUCCCUCGUGGAACAACUCAAACGAAAGACAAUAUUGACGACAUCUCACUGCUUUCCAUACGUCAAAACACGAAUCUUGGUCGUUCAAGAAGAACAAUAUGAACUUACUCCGAUAGAGGUUGCGAUUGAUGAAAUGCACAAGAAAGUUCAGGAAAUAACAGAAGUGACGAUUUCGAUCCCUCCUGAUAUGAAGAAAUUACAACUGAAACUUCAAGGAAGUGUUGGCACUCAGGUAAAUGCUGGUCCUUUAGCAUAUGCUAAGGCUUUCCUUCAUGAAAAUGUAGUUCGUGAUCAUCCUCCAAAACUUGUCUCGAAGCUUAAAGUUGUUUACAGAGAUUUUAUUCGCUGUUGCGGUGCGGCUCUGGAUUUGAAUGACCAGCUUAUUCAAGCUGACCAAAAAAUGUACCAAGAAGAUUUGAAAGACAAAUACUCCUCUAUGAGACAUGAGUUGGCUUCAUAUAUUGAUUUAAACCUGGCUUCCUCAAGUUGUAGUCUGUCUUCUAUUGGUUCUUCCAAAGCCUAGUGUCAUGUGAAGAUAAGUUCAUUAAUAGCUAGUACAUCUCAUAUGAUAUAAUUAAAUUACAGUGUCUGGAUACACAAAAAUUACCAAGUUGCCGUUUUUUUAGACGUCACGUUUAGUUGGCCUCGAAUGCAAUGAAGACAGUAGAUGAGAUGAUAAGGCCAUGCAUAUUAACCCUUUUUAUUAUAUCUUUAUCCACUGUCCAUAGUUGUAUUCGAUGCAUCGGGGAUCGACGUCUAUAAAACAGGUGCAUGCAAGUGAGCCAGAGAUGGUUUUCAUAUAUCAUAAUAAAUUUUCAGAUUAUACAGUCUUACUGAUACAUGAAUAGAUGACUUUACUUAUCUGAAAAUAGCUGGGACUUUGGUCGUCAGUGUCAGCCAAAAAGUGUUCCUUAAAAAUGAAUAUUGAAUUCCGGCCAGAGACUUUCAUACAAGACAAUUAGGAAUUUUGUUGUUAAUUUUUCUUUGUAAAUCUUCAAAGUACGCUGAAAAAUUUUGUUUUCUGUUUGUUUAUCGUAUCUGAAUUCUGUAACAGCUUGAUGAAAACACAGAAUCUCUAAAAUAUCUUGUAUGAAAGUUUUCUCAGUUCCAGACACUGCUUAUUUCUCAACCUUUGAUGCUUGGCUGUUAGCGUUACUGAAUGCUUAUUCCCCCCCCCCCAAAAGUAUAUUUGUUUAUCAAUUCUUAUUUAUUUGAUUCUAAAUCUUUACCAAAAUUGUGUUAUAGUUUUAAUUUCUAUACCUGACAUUAGGUAAAUCAAUCUUGUUAAUCCAGAAAUUUUAAUUGAACAAUAGUAUUUUAGAUAAAUAAUUAAUAAAUGCUAACUAUAACUAGCUAGGUUUGUUAGUCAAAAUAAGAAGGGUUUUUUUACAUAAGAAAAUAUAUUGUAUUUUGCAACCCGUAUGCAUGACAUAUGGGUAAUAUAUAGCUAUAAUUUGUGGCGCACUCCAACGAAAUUUAUUUCUUGACGUGAAACAUGUAACAUCGUCGGUCUACCAACAAUGCAUUGCAGGCGUCACAUAUAAUUAAAGAAAACACCCAACAAAAAUGAAUCUUAACAAGCAGAAUAAGUUGUGUCUCUGGUUCGGGUGUCAUCGAUUACCGCCUGGAACACCUCGUUCUUUUCGUUAAUACUUAGCUGCACUUACGAUAUUUUCUUAUGUAUAUGUAAACCAAAAUUUGUUAAUAUUUAAUAUUAAAUAUAAAUAAUGUAAUACACCUAAUGUUAAAUUUAUUAUAAAUUUUGCACAUUGAAUGAUAGUCGUUACGUAGCUGACCAUUCUAUAGAAAAGGUCGUAACUAUAUAGCGCGAUAAUUCUUUAUAUAAUUCUAUAUACAGUAUAACUAGCUCGAUAAUUCAAUUUUAUAUGGUACCAUAGUAUGGUGAUGUUUUUACAGCAAUUAAACAGUGUUUCCAUAUCAUACAUACAACCAUGAUAUACAUCGACAGUUCGUUAACUGCGAACCUAUAGAGUCUAGCAAUC
This is a messenger RNA of Dendronephthya gigantea, 7627 nucleotides long. Its product is annotated as dedicator of cytokinesis protein 9-like. Gene Ontology annotation, biological process: small GTPase-mediated signal transduction; positive regulation of GTPase activity. The transcript is spliced from 54 exons. Bases 100 to 6147 code for a protein of 2015 amino acids. Gene Ontology annotation, molecular function: guanyl-nucleotide exchange factor activity. Lineage: Eukaryota; Metazoa; Cnidaria; Anthozoa; Malacalcyonacea; Nephtheidae. The record is from RefSeq and is a predicted model, not a curated record.